Molecule: messenger RNA, 372 nt
Organism: Plasmodium gonderi
Lineage: Eukaryota; Apicomplexa; Aconoidasida; Haemosporida; Plasmodiidae
Product: mitochondrial large subunit ribosomal protein
Exons: 3
Coding region: 1-372 (123 amino acids)
Biological process (GO): translation
Cellular component (GO): ribosome; mitochondrial large ribosomal subunit
Molecular function (GO): structural constituent of ribosome
Source: RefSeq, a predicted model, not a curated record
AUGAAUAGUCUUUUAUUUUGUAAAAGCAGAGAUAUUAAAAGAAAGAUAAAUUUCGUUAGUUGUUUUCUUUUUUCGGUAACAAAAAGAGGUGUUCUUCAAUCAAAAUUUAAAAAAAAAAAUGAAACAUCCUUUAAUUUUCCCUUUAAAGUAAGCAGAACAACAUCAGGGAACUUACCAGUCUACCCAAAGAUAAGAAGACAUGGAACAAUUGUCACAACCGUUGUAAGACAUAUAUAUGGAGACAUAAAGGCAUUCAAAGAACACCUACGAAAUAUAUGUGAAGCACCAGUUCGAGAACACAUUGGAUAUAUUGAAGUGAAGGGAUUACAUACGGUCAAGAUAAAACAGUGGUUGCAACACAUUGGGUUCUGA